AUGACAUAGAAUGUUUGGCUCAUCCCAGGAGAAAACCCAGGAGAUGGCUUUUUAUGUGGUACUAAUGUUUAUAUCGUUGGCUAGGGAUAAAAGAGAUUUUUGAUAGAUGCUUGUCAUAGAAAUAACCUAAAAUUCCUGGAUAAUAUCAGAGUAUUUCUGAGAGAUCAAAACUGCUAGAUUGAACUUGGCCAUGCGUCACCUAUAGUACUGAAAUACGUAUGUGAUAAUUUAGAAACAGACUAAUUGAGAUUGUUCGAGCACCCUGAUCUUGCAUAAUAUCUUUUCAAUAUAAGAGAGGGGGAUGUGUUUCUAAUGGAUGACUGGAUUCUUAAGCCUAUCGAGACACCAGGGCAUAUAAAAGAUCACUUAUGUUUUCUUUUGGAAUAAAAGGAAUAAGAGACUAUACUAUUUACAGGAGAUCAUAUUAUUGGUUCUGAUUCAACUUUCUUUAUGGAUUAUCCAGAGUAUUUAAGAAGUUUGGAGAAAAUUAAGAGAAUGACAAAUGUUAAAAAAUUCCUGAUGGCUCACUCAAUGUCAUUUGAAAUGAAAGAUCUGCUAGUUGAUGCUCAAUAAAAAGUUUAAUAAUAUUUGGACAUUCGUAAAAGAAAAGAUGACAAGUUAGAGUCCUAUAUUAAUGUAUUUAUAUAUCAAUCCUUAUAAAAUACUUUAGUAACUGGAAAGCUUCACACAAGAAUAACUGAAAGGAGACUUAAGAAGUUUGUUGAAGAAUACAAAAUCAGGUUGGAAGGAGAUAGAUACUUUGUUGUUAAAUUAUGA
Stylonychia lemnae is the source of this 777-nucleotide messenger RNA. The record is from the annotation of a GenBank genome assembly. NCBI's taxonomy places the organism in Eukaryota, Ciliophora, Spirotrichea, Sporadotrichida, Oxytrichidae.